This is a messenger RNA of Hyla sarda, 951 nucleotides long. Its product is annotated as olfactory receptor 6M1-like. The transcript has a single exon. Bases 1 to 951 code for a protein of 316 amino acids. Gene Ontology annotation, biological process: G protein-coupled receptor signaling pathway. Gene Ontology annotation, cellular component: membrane. NCBI's taxonomy places the organism in Eukaryota, Metazoa, Chordata, Amphibia, Anura, Hylidae. Gene Ontology annotation, molecular function: olfactory receptor activity; G protein-coupled receptor activity. The record is from RefSeq and is a predicted model, not a curated record.
AUGAUGUCCGAUAUGAACAUGUUUAACAGAAAUGAUAGUUUUCGUUUAAUGGACUUUCACUAUUCUCCAGCGGUAAAAAUGACAUUUUUCUCUAUUCUCCUCAAUGCCUACUCCAUCACCGUGCUUGGAAACAUUGUCAUCAUUUUCAUCAUUUCUACAGAUAAACAUCUACAUACACCAAUGUAUUUUUUUCUCAUCAAUUUGUCUAUCUUAGAUAUUUUGGUAACCAGCACAAUAACGCCAAAGUUCCUUUCCCUCCUGGCAAAUGGAAAUGGAGUCAUCAGUUAUGCGGGCUGCAUGAUACAAUGCUACAGCUUCUUCUUCUUGGGUUCUACUCAGGUAAUAAUUCUAGCAGUUAUGUCUUUCGACAGGUUUAUGGCUAUUUGCCAUCCUUUACGUUACAUGGCUGUGUUGAGCCCUAAACUCUGUCUGUAUCUAGCGUUAGGUUCUUGGGCAUUUGCUUUCAUGGACACCAUAGCCCCAACUAUACUAGUAGUUCAGCUUACCUUCUGUGGCUCUAACAGAAUUAACCAUUUUUUUUGUGAUGUAGAACAACUCUUAAAACUAGCCUGCACGGACACCCAAUAUCUAAAUCUUCUAAAUUUCAUGUUGUCUGCAGUCAUUGUGUUUGGAUCACUUAUAUUUAUCAUUGUAUCCUAUGUAAAUAUAAUAAUUGCAAUAUUAAAGAUUUCCUCAUCAGGUGGGCGAGGGAAAUCUUUCACAACCUGUUCCUCUCACCUCUUAGUUGUGUUUAUAUUCUAUGUUAGCACAGCGUUUAUGAGCUCCCGAUCUAUUAAGAGUUACUAUGUCGAUUUUAAUAAAUUGGCCAUAAUUCUGAAUUCUAUAGUGACACCGCUCUUGAAUCCAUUUAUCUACACCCUAAGAAAUGAACAGGUAAAACGUGCUGUAAAGAGUUUCUUGUGCAGACAAAUAUACAGUAAUGAGACCUAA